UCUCUCUCUCUCUCCCCCUUCUCCCCCUCCCCGUUUCGCCCCUUCACUCGAGGCCCCUUCACCCACAGCUCCUGGCGGACCAUCCCCUCCGCCAUCCCCUCUGGCCCGGGCUCGUGCCUCAAUGUCUAUUCUCCUUCGGCGCCGCCAGAAGGCCGCCCUCGCGGCGGAACUGGCGGCCGCAUCCCCCUCCGGCACCGACCUCAAGUCGGACGAGUCUUCCGCCUCCGGCGGAUCGAGCGCCGAGUCCUUCCAAUCCCAGUCCUCCCUUAGCCUGCUUCCCAAUGGGGGCGCCCCGGAGGGGACGACUCUUGCGGAUGGCGCCCCGAGCCCGGACCACCCCCGGCCGGGCACCGGUGGCCCGAUCCACGCCACCUCCCAACACCCUCCCCACCUGGCCGGGUCCCUGUCCCCGGAUGGCCUGCUGUCGGCCUCGGUGUCCGGCUUGAGUCUUGCCGGCUCGCCCUCGGCCGGCCCCAGCAGCCUGGAUCUGACCCUCGGUGGCCCGGGCAGCGGCUUGACCCUGGCCUCCGAUCCGGACCCGGUGUACCCCCCGCCCGGGGGGGGUGUCGCGGCCCCCGGCGCCCCGGGGCCCGGGGCUUCCUUCUCCUCGCCCGGCAUGGCAUCGCAAUCGCAACUGGGCCUGGAUAUGUCCCGGUCGGCCAGCAAUUUGGACCUGGAGCUGGGCCGGCUGGCGCCGGCUGGCGGCCCGGCUGGCGGCCCAUCCGGAUCCCUGGCCCCGGUCGGCGGCCACUCCCGAUCCACCAGCGGCGGGGUGGUCCUCGAUGACGAUGGCACCCUUCGGGCCGGCGAGCUGACCCUCAGCCGGUCGGGCCUGCAUCUUGCCUCCUCCUCCAGCAUGGCCCUGUCAUCCGGGCUGCAGGGCCCUGCCGGGCCGCCGCCUAGCGGCAUCCCGCCCGGCGCCGCGGCCGCCCUGGCCCCCGGCUCCAGUGCCUUCGCCACCCCGGCCGCCUACAUCUCAUCCCCCUUGAGCCAAGUCCCGCCGCAUUCCUUUGCCGAUCAGUCGUUGGCCUCGGGCGCAUCGAGCUCCGUCUGCGCCAGCCACUCGGUGUCCACCUCAUCCGGUGAGCUCCUCGGCCCGGGCUCCAUGGUGCCACCCCCGGGUGGGGUCCCCUCGCCGGAGGACCUCGACGCCCUGGAGGAUGAUGGCGAUGACGGGCCCUGGGUUCAUGACCUUGGCCAGGAUGGCCUGCCGCGUCGUGUGCCGACCGCGGCGCUGAUUCGCGCAGCCGAAACCCCCCUGGCCGAAUUGGGUCGCGGCGCGCAGGGCCGAGUCACGCGCGCCCUUGUCCGCGCGGUUUCCCUGCCCGUGGCCAUCAAGAUCAUUCCCCUGGCGGCGCUUCUGCCCCAGGCUGACGGCUCGUCCGGAGGCCUCGGCCGGCCGGGUGGCAAUGCGCCCGGGGCGCCGACCGCCGCCGAGAAGGAAGCCGAGAAUCCCUCCCGCUUGCUGGGCGAACUUCGCACCCUGUACGACGCCUCCUCCAUCGAUUACUUCCAUGGGUCCCAUCUGGACUCGACUGGUGCCUGCCCCGGGGGAGGCCGGACAUGCCUGGACUCGGCCAGCGCCACGCAAUACCCGCCCCCCGGCCCGGGUGAUGGCCGGGAGCAGAUUGUUCGCUUCUGGGGCGCCUUCGUGGCAGAUGGCCAUGCACAUGUGGCCCUGGAGCUGAUGGAUGGCGGUUCAUUGGCCGACCUGUCCGCCCGGUGGGGGGGGCCCCUGCCGGAGCGGAUCCUCCGGCGCAUUACCCGCGAGACCCUCAAGGGGCUGGCAUACCUGCACGCGCCGCCUCGUCGCCGGCUCCAUCGGGAUCUCAAGCCUUCGAAUGUCCUGUGUGACGCGCGCGGUCGAGUGGCCUUGGCAGACUUUGGGGUUGUUAGCGGAGCUCUAGCGGCCAGUAUGGCCAGUUGCGCCAGCUGGGUCGGAACGGUCACAUACAUGUCGCCCGAGCGCAUCCAGGGCCGGUCCUAUUCCUUUGCGUCGGAUAUCUGGGCCUUGGGCCUGUCGAUCUUGGAACUGGCCCUUGGGAGGUUCCCCUAUGCGCCGGUCCCUCCGGCCGACCCGAUGAUGGAGGUGCCUGUCCCGGAACACAUCCACGAGUCCCAUGCCACCGAGUCGCUUGCCCCACUCCAGGGCCUUGAUCCAUCCAACCAGCAGAACCUCCUCCUUCUUCACCAGCAGCACCAGCUCCAGCAGCAGCAGACCCAGCGCCCGCAGGCUGCCAUGCUGGAGCCACACCACAUGGAUCCGUAUGCCGGUGACAUGGGUGCCCCUGAGGAUGCCAACUACUUCGACCCAUACGCCGAUGGGUUUGGCGGUGAGUUUGACGGCCACGGCGAGGAGUUUGCCUUUGACUAUGGCUACGGCGAGAACCUCGGCGAGGGCAUCAUGGCCGACCCCUCCUCCUUCCUCUUCGCCUCGGCGCCCAUGCCUCCGCCGGUCCCGGUGCAGCAGCCCGCACCGACCAUCGUUGGACUGGGCUUCUGGGAGCUGCUGGACGCCAUCGUGUAUGACUCCAUCCCCACCCUGCCGGAAACCCAUUCGCAUGUGUGCUUCCCGGCGCCCAAUCCCCAAAGCUUGCUCCUGUCACCCUCCUACUCGCCUCAGGGCGACGAUUCGGCCCCGGCACAGGACGGUGCUCUUCCCUCGGAGCAUAUCCGCAUCCCAUCUGGGCCCGGCACCGGGCCUCGAUCGCAUGUGGGCCUUUCACUGUCGGUGGACGACACGACCGCGCCUCUUGCCGAUUGCCCGGAUGACAGCCUGCCACAUCGGCAGCUUCACCUUUCCCGCAGUGUCGGCAGCAGCAGUCGACUGCUCCUGAAUCCCUCGGGAUCCGACAGGGACCUCCUGCAGCAGUCGGCCUUUGCGAUGUCAGCUCCCGGGGGCGGGCGCAUCCCGUCCACCUUUUCCCCGGCUCGGCAGCCGCACCUCCCCCGGACCUACCGGGUGCCGGAUCACCAGCAGCCCAUGUUCCCCGUCCAACCGGACGCCUAUCAUCACCCAUCGAUUUCCCUGUCGCCCGUGUCGCCAUCUGCAUCUGGCGGCGGCCCGAGUGCCAGCAAUGUGGUUGAUCCUUCGAACUCGGCUCCGGCCAUCUGGCUCAGCCCGUAUGGCGAGGACUUGCGGGAUUUCAUCAUGCUCUGCCUGCAGAAGGACCCGGCGCAGCGUCCCUCGGCGCUGCAGCUCCUGAAACAUCCCUUCGUCAAUGGCCCGGAGGUGGCCACGGCCGAGGACAUGGCCAUCUUCGUUCGCGGCCUUGUCGACACUUCAGUCAUGGGCCAGCCCAUCCCGUCGGAGUUGAUGCGGCGCCACAUGCGCUCGACAUCCUCUUCUUCACAUGCUCAGCGUCCAAAUGCCGGGGAGAGCCUCGGCAUGGCCGCCGCCCCGCCGGUGGCGACAGCCUCCACUGGCGCCCCAUGGCAGGCACGCCUUACGCCCACUGCAUCGGCCAUGUUCUCCUCCUCGGAGGCUGGGCCUGACAGCGUCGAGCACCCGGUCGAUGGGGACGAAGCCCCGACUCACGGCCCCCCGAAGGACUCGCACCAUGGGUCGGGCGGGGGGGCGAAGCGCGUGGCCGGGAAGCCGCCCUCUCCCACUCCGGAGGCUGGGACCUCCGAAGUUGACUCUCUCGGGGCGGAGCCCGCCGGCUCGGCCAACAAGCCUCCUGGUGGAGGCCUGGCAGAUCAGAGCGUCCCGCUGGCAUCUGGCGAGGGGAUGCCACCAUCUGGCAUCGGCGCCAAAAAGAAGGAGUCGAAGAACCUCCUGCGGAGGCUCUUCCCGCGAUCUUCCUCCUCCUCUUCCUCUUCCUCCUCGGUGUCAUCCUCGACGUCACUGGCGACAUCCUCCGGCGCUGGCGCAGGGGGGCCACCCCACACCGGUGGAGGAGCAGGCGGGGAUCACCGGCUGUGAUGGCGCCGGGGCCGCGUGGCUCCUUUUGCGCCCGGCCGCGUGGAUGUGGAUAUGCGCUCGUGUACUUGUGUCAUGAGGCUGGCUCGCGCCGCUCGCCCUCUCCCCCCUCCCCCCUCUCCCUUCCUUCUCCCUCGAUUCCUCGUCUCCACCUCACCCCCACCUCCGGACUGCCAAUCAGACGCCCCGUUCAAUGGCAUCGACCCGGGGUGGUGGGGGCACACAGGGGCGCCGGGGCGAGAAGGUCCCAUGGUGCCCUUCUCCUUGUGGCUGUUCUCUUGUGUAGCAGGGCCAAUCGCGGGGGACAUGGCAGAACAUGAGGCUUGCCUGGUCUCUCCCUCCCGCCCGUUCCUCCCGCCUGCGUGCGCCUCCUUGCGUGUCUUCGGGUGCGCCUUAAUGAGAUGGUGCGGCAUGCAUCUCUCCCCCUCUCUCCCAUCCUCCCAUCCCACCUGUGCUUGGUGAGCUCCCGUGCAGUAGUUCGGGAGCCUGAAUAGAUCUGUGUCCUUGGCA
Messenger RNA from Fonticula alba, 4432 nucleotides. Its product is annotated as STE/STE7 protein kinase. Bases 122 to 3925 code for a protein of 1267 amino acids. Gene Ontology annotation, biological process: MAPK cascade; protein phosphorylation. Gene Ontology annotation, molecular function: ATP binding; MAP kinase kinase activity. The record is from RefSeq and is a predicted model, not a curated record. The transcript is spliced from 7 exons. Lineage: Eukaryota; Rotosphaerida; Fonticulaceae.